Messenger RNA from Fusarium graminearum PH-1, 1950 nucleotides. RefSeq lists its product as uncharacterized. The transcript has 2 exons. NCBI's taxonomy places the organism in Eukaryota, Fungi, Ascomycota, Sordariomycetes, Hypocreales, Nectriaceae. The coding region runs from base 1 to 1950 and encodes 649 amino acids. The record is from RefSeq and is a predicted model, not a curated record.
AUGCCAGAUCGCGUCUGCACUAGACUGAGCAUCCCGUGCGGUGGAUACGCGCCGAGGAUCAUCUUCAAAGACCAGACAAAGCUGUUCAACCAGGACUCACCCAGGCGAACAAGGUCUGGUCAGAGGUUGGGUGAUUCUGAGUCGAUUGAUGACUCGGAGCAGCAAGAUGAAGUCGAUGAUAGCUUCCAGGGUCCUGAAGAACAAAGCCCAGCCCAGGACUACCUCGCGUCGUAUGUUGCAGCACCAGAUCUAGACGACAAUCCAAUCCAGACUCAGGGCCCCAUCUAUCACGUCGGACCACCAAAUGACGCGCUUCAAGCCACGAAUACCUUGUCAAGUCCAGUGGUACCAUCAACAUGGAACACGGGAUUAAUCCAUGGCGCCGCUCUCGUCAGUACCACCAACACACCAGCGAGCGAUCAUCAUGAACCUUUGCCGUACAUGGCGUCGCCAGUAAUCACACCCGGCACAUCGUCUCACACUCCUUUUGCAUACACAACUCCGAAUUUUUCGUCGCCUCGAUUACCCCACCAAGAUGGUGUACAUGAGACGGUCACGUCAGAUAGAUUCUUUGGCAUCAAAGUGGCUCCGAUGAUACCCCAGGGUCUGUUUGAAAGUAUGAAGUUCCCAGAGGAUAUGCUGUACUACCACCAUCUACGCGACACUGGACCUUACGGAGUCCUCUCGGUUCUAUACCUAAACGAUAUCCUUGAUGCCGGGUACCUAAAUGGAUCAUUCUACCACGCCGCACUGGCGCUUUCAGCUCUUAAAAUCUCAAAGUCUGACGCUCAUACUCAUCUUCGCAACCAAGCAUCAAUACAUGCACUGGAACAUUUUGUUGUAGCGCUUGGCGACAUUGGCAAGAUCGAAGUAGAAGACAUCAACACUCCGAGUAACGCACAUAAUCCAAAGAAACGAGAGAACGCUGUUUCUUGGCUAAGCACUGUCUUGUUGCUCGCCCAUUUUGAGUUGAAGCGCGGACAGAUGAGAUUAUGGUGUGUCCACGGUCGUGCAGCCGUCGACUUUCUCUCGUCGCAUUUGGCUCUUGUGCGGGCUACAGAUAUAGGCGAAUGCCUCGUUCGUGCCUUUUCGCGAAUAGCGGCUUUGCUUGUUAUUUACGAGCGCACUCAUUCAAUACAGAAACAGGCAAUCUCCCCGGAAGUGUCUAGUUCUAUGAUUGAACUGCUUGCUUCGUCAACAUUACCCUAUGAUAGGCUUCUUUACAUAGGUCCGAGGGUAAAUGCUUUGGAGGACGAGUGGAGAGCCAAUUUCAGACCUGACGCGACAUGGAAUGAGCGGGUCGAUCAGCUCAGAAUCGAGCUUGAAGAAUGGAGACAAAGUUUACCGAUAGAAGAAGUCCCAGCGUUUGGCGAUGAGGAUGCUGUGAAAGGGCGGGCUGUUGACAUUAAACCGCUAACAAUAUUGACAUCCUACGAACCGGUCAGAGCAGCGACAAACUACGCACACUAUCUCGUCUUCAUGCUACGGAUAGACAUGAUGUAUUCUUCCAAAACAGCUCACAAUAUUACACCUGCCGAGUCAGCCUCUAUAAUUCGCCAGAUUUGUCGACUCACUUUGGGUCUCCCAUAUACUCUCUGCGUCAGCGUCAACAACUACGGCCACGGUAUGCUUCCCGCUAUGCUUGACGCGUAUCACAUGGCCGAUGAUGCAUUAAGGAACUGGAUCAAGAAGUGGAUAUCCUCACGACCUGAUACACGGGAGGGUAUAUGGGAUAUUGGAAGGGUGCAAAAGUUAAUUGCCUACUUAGAUAGAGAGUACACAGGCCAAGGAUCGAGAGCAGGAUGGACAGUUAUUAAAACGAGAAUGAUCGAUGAGGAAGACGAUGGUCAGGAGAGAGAUGACGUGAGGGAUGAAGGGGAUAACUUUUGUGUUGAGAUUUACUCCAAAGGGAAGAGAGGUUGGAGUAUCGACUUUGUUGAAAUUGAGUGA